This is a messenger RNA of Pochonia chlamydosporia 170, 2064 nucleotides long. RefSeq lists its product as hypothetical. NCBI's taxonomy places the organism in Eukaryota, Fungi, Ascomycota, Sordariomycetes, Hypocreales, Clavicipitaceae. The transcript has 3 exons. The record is from RefSeq and is a predicted model, not a curated record. Bases 1 to 2064 code for a protein of 687 amino acids.
AUGGGAAGCACUACAAGCUCCAUUUACCCGCUCAUGCAUGAUGCGGCAUAUCCAUUUCUGUUUUGUACACUCUGCAAAUAUGCUGUACUUGUUCCAUCGAUAUGUGACCACUUAAAAGAUGUACACGAUGAUAAGAUCUCGACCAACCAGCGAAAGGCGGUGCGCGAGGCUGCAAGCCGGCUAUCUGGUAUGUAUCAGAGAAAAGAGGACAUGAUAAACUACAAGUUCCCCAGUCUAGGCGACUGUCCCAUUCCGCAUCUACGUGAUGCGGUCACGGAUGGACUUCGGUGCAACGAAUGUGGGUGGAUAACGAGAAGCAAACCACGGAUGCGAGCGCAUUGCGGCAAGACGCAUGCUGGCGGCAGCAAUUUGCGAUGGAGGGCCAACGUACAUUGUCAGCGGCUCUUUGCGAAGGGCCCAAACAGCGUCUGGUUUGAAGUUAGCCGGCAAGAGGACGUGGUUAGCAGCGACCUGACGGCAUGGCUCUUUGGGGGUGAUACUUCACUCCAAGCAGGUCAAACCGAUACGGGAUACUAUAAUACAACCGGCGAUAUCGAACCAUGUCAGCCGACGAUUGACGUAAACGACGCUGAGGCGCCGAAUCGGCCGAUUGAACAAAGCAGCCAACCCAAGGUCGAACUCAUUGAUCAACCUAUCUCUUCUAGCCAGUCGAGGUUAGACAGCGCGAGGCUCGAUCCAAGCUGGUUUGCCGUGGCUAAGAGCAGAGCUUGCUGCGUGCUCUGCACUGUCCGCGGGUUCGAGUGGCGAUGCAUGCUAAGCAUGACAAGCAGCGCCGCGGCCGCAAAAGAAAGCAGGACUAAAGAAGCCCAACGCGCGAACAGGGCGGCCGCGUGUGAUCUAUGCGGACUUCAGGACGAUUGGCAUGAGACAAAUACGCGCGGGCCAGAGGUAGCAGACAGCCGUCUGCAAGACGACAAGCUCAUUUGCGUCGCUCGCAUGGUUGCGCUUUGGGAGCAAAUGAAGCUAGCUGGCGCGUCAAUUGGCAAUUUCGACGCGAAGCAGAUGGCGGUGGCGUGUACAUGGCUGGAAACAGGCAAUACCGACAUAUAUAGCGACACCGGCGGUAACAUAGGCACGCGCGAACAGAAUAACAAGUAUGAAACGCCACGAGGCAAGACGGUUAUUCAGAAAAACGGCCAGAUCACACCCGCAGACGAACGCGAGGAGAGUGUGGACAUGUUUGUCGGGGAGGAGCUUAGCAUAAUCGAGAUGGACGCAAUACAAAGCUCUAUAUCUGCGCCAGUGAGUAGCGGCUACAAGCGAAAGGCCAGCAACGACUUGGAUAGUAGCCCGCUGGCGAAGUCGAGGAGAACCGGAGAAGCAAUAGACGAAAGAGAGUGUGCUGUCCCAUCUCUAUUUAAUGAGGCGAUAGUAGCACAGGUGCGUCGAACUGACACGGGAAUGUGGCACGAAGCGAUGCGCCAACACGAGCUGGAUGCGUAUACAAAGUGGUUAGAGCAGUAUCUAUCGGGCCAUGGAGACAACCGAAGCAAGGCUGUCGAAUUUAGGCGCUUACACAAUACGUGGAAGGGGAGGUGUGGUAUUUGCUGGUUUAGCUGUCGCGCAGCCAAACACUCGCCGGAUAUGUGCCCACACAAGAGUUCAGCGACAUGGAGGUCUGCCAUGCAACAAGCGGAUGUAAUCCGGAGCAAGGUGCUUACGAAAAGAACCGUGGAAGGAAAGGCAGUAGGAUGGCCCGCAAGCUCAGGAUGCUGGAAGUGCGGCUUGCCAGCUUGGCGGUGCGACAGCUUCGAGCGCAUACCGAGUCGCUUCUUCCGGCCCAGGGUGCCAGAGGUAGCAUGUCCGGAUGAGAAUCUGCUUCGGCAUAUUGCAGGGAGUGUGUUGGCGCAUUUUGAGGCAGGGGCAGCAUGCGUGGUAGCGCACGUAAAGGAGAGCUGGGGUCAGGAGAAGACUAGACUUGAUAGCCAGGACGGCAUCGAAUGGCUGCAGGAUUAUAGCUGUUGGACGAAUCCAGAGUGUAGCUUCUUUGCGUUGGUUGUGUUUGAGUUGGAAAAAUUCGGCGCUCUAGCACGGUCCAUCUAG